UCUACUUCUCCUUGACUUUUAGUGGCACUCCAUUUAAGCAAAGAUCUCUACUCUUUCAUAUCUCCAAGCAAGAAGAAAAGAGGAGCUCCAUUUCCAAGUAAAUUAAGAUGUAUGAUCCUAUUUUCGCCAAGAGCUUCAGCCGCUUCGAUCGCCAACGAUUCGGAUGUUUCGCUCUCGUCCUCGCUCUCUUCAUCGCGCUAAGCAUUUCCUCCGCAUUCAAGCCUACUUUGCAUCCCUUGACACUUAUUGGCGAUGCUGUCAAUUUUCAACUCUCGAUCAGUGCUGUGGAAACCAUGCUCAUCGAUGAUAUCACUGUUCAAACAGAUAGUGCUAAGAGCAUGCUGGCGAUCAACGAAACAGCCAAAAUUGAGCCGUUGAAGUUGAAAAGCAUGCUUGUGACGAAUGAGUCGGUGAUGGAAACCAUGCUCAUCGAUGAUGCCAUUAUCGACAAUAUCACUGCUCAAAUAGAAGAUAGUGCUAAGAGCAUGGUUGCGAUCAACGAAACAGCCAAAAUCGAGCCGUUGAAUUUGCAAAGCAUGCUUGUAACGAACGAGUCAGUGACGGAACUAGCUAGAGAAUGGCGGAAUGUGGAGCCGUUGUGCAGAGUUUUAAAAUCAAAUGCAGAUUACUGCGAGAUCGAAGGAGACGUUAGAGUCGACGCGAAUUCGUCUACGAUUUUUGUCGUGAAGCCGCGUUCGUAUCAAAUUUUGGAUACGAACGCGGCUUCUGAUUGGAUCAUAGAGCCGUAUCCUAGAAGAGGAACCGGAUUUGUUAAAAAAUGGACGGUUAAAUUAGCGGCGGAAGACGACGCCUCCGUUCCGAAAUGCGACCGGCUUCAUUCUCUUCCCGCAUUGCUCUUCUCAAUCGGCGGAUUCAGCGGAAAUCACUUCCACGAUUUCGCCGAUUUACUAGUUCCACUGUUUACGACGUCGUUCCGAUUCAAACGAAACGUGCAUUUUCUCGCCACCGACUACAAGCCGUGGUGGCCGGGGAAGUUCCGCCCCCUCCUCAGCCGCCUCACCGGAAGCGAAAUCCUUGACAUCGACCGCGAAAACACCACAAAUUGCUACGGGAGACUAAUCGCCGGCCUCAAAUUCGACAGCGAGCUAGUGGUGGCGGCUGAUUCCGCUUCUUCCUCCGGCGCGAGCAUGCUCAAAUUCCGGCAGCUCCUCUGGAAAACUUACUCUCUGAAUAGAAAAAAAGCGAUCCGCGGUGACGCGCGGCCUCGCCUGAUGAUCGUGUCGAGGAAGAGGACGCGAAUUCUGACGAACGAGGAUCGGAUCUCACGAGCGGCGGAGAAGCUAGGGUUCGAGGUGGUCUCCGCCGAGGGCGACCACUCGACAAAUCUGACGAAAUUCGCGCAGCUGGUGAAUUCGUGCGACGUGAUGGUGGGGGUGCACGGCGCGGGGCUGACGAACAUGGUUUUCCUGCCGGAGAAGGCGGUGCUGGUACAGAUUGUGCCAUUAGGCGCCAUUGACGUGUUCGCGAAGCUCGAUUUUGGGGAUCCGGCGGCGGGGAUGGGGAUUAGGUAUCUGGAUUACAAAAUUGGAUUGAAGGAGAGCUCUCUGAUUCAGAAAUAUGCGGCGGAUCAUCCGGUGAUUAGAGAUCCGAUUUCGAUACACAGGAAGGGAUGGAAUGAGCUCAGAAAUGUUUACUUGAAUAAUCAGAACGUCACCAUUGAUGUACGGAGGUUUAGAGCCACUUUAGCUAAGGCACUCAAGCUUUUGCGUCGUUGAUCUUUGUUUUUUGGAUAGGUUUUGUUGCAUUUUGUGUAACUAUGUGUUCUUCGUGGAAAUAUUGGUUGUAAAUGUAAUUUUGGAAUUGUUGAUCAUUGAAAGAGUUAAUUGCUAA
Salvia hispanica is the source of this 1851-nucleotide messenger RNA. Its product is annotated as beta-1,2-xylosyltransferase XYXT1-like. The record is from RefSeq and is a predicted model, not a curated record. NCBI's taxonomy places the organism in Eukaryota, Viridiplantae, Streptophyta, Magnoliopsida, Lamiales, Lamiaceae. Gene Ontology annotation, molecular function: glycosyltransferase activity.